CAGGACCGACCGACCUCCGGACCCCCACGGGGCGACCCCCGCCCCCCGCCGCGCGCGCCGCCCGGGCGGGUUAACGCGCCCCCGCGCGCCGGCUCCUCCCCGCCGAGGCAGUGUCCCCGCUCCGCCGACGCCCUCACUCGACCUGGCUGCCGGCCCCUGGGCGGACGGCGCGUCCCUGGCGGCGGGACCGAGCCCGCGCCCCGCGGAUGCGCCCGCGGACCCGGAGCAGCCAUCGGGCCUCCCGGGGAGCCCCCUGCGCGCCCGCCCCGACCAGGCUGCCCAGAUGCGGGCGCCACUCUGCCUGUUGCUGCUCGUCGCGCAUGCCGUGGACAUGCUCCCCCUGAACCGAAGGAAGAAGCAAGUGGGCACUGGUCCGGGGGGCAACUGCACCGGCUGUGUCAUCUGCUCAGAGGAAAAUGGCUGCUCCACCUGCCAGCAGAGACUCUUCCUGUUCAUCCGCCGGGAAGGCAUCCGCCAGUACGGCAAGUGCGUGCAUGACUGUCCCUCCGGCUACUUCGGCGUCCGCGGCCAAGAGGUCAACAGGUGCAAAAAAUGCGGGGCCACGUGUGAGAGCUGCUUCAGCCAGGACUUCUGCAUCCAGUGCAAGAGGCGGUUUUUCCUGUACAAGGGGAAGUGUCUGCCCACCUGCCCGCUGGGCACCGCGGCCCAGCCCAGCACACGGGAGUGCCAGGAAGAAUGUGAGCUGGGCCCCUGGGGCAGCUGGAGCCCCUGCACGCACAACGGGAAGACAUGUGGCUCGGCCUGGGGCCUGGAGACCCGGGUGCGGGAGGCGGGACGGGCCGGGCCGGAGGAGGCGGCAACCUGCCAGGUGCUGUCGGAGUCAAGGAAGUGUCCCAUCCAGAGGCCUUGCCCAGCAGAGAGGAACCCUGGCCAGAAGAAGGGCCGGAGAGACCGGCGCCCGCGCAAGGACAGGAGGCUGGACCGCACGCUGGACAGAAGGGGUUUCCACGCGCGGAGCCCAGGCCAUGGUCCAGGCAGGCUGCAAGAGUCCUGACGGCCCUGCUCCUGCUUCAGAGGAGACCCCGGAACCCGGGGCUGCGAGGGCCCCCUGCUCAGGCCAAACCCUGGAGGCCAUCUCCACAGCUCGGUCUCGGGCUCCCAUGGGAACCCCCUGGAAGAGGAUCUGGGGGGCUCCCCAUGCCCUGUCUGGACACAGAUGGGGCCUCUGGCUGGACAGCCAGCCCUGUGCCUGCCUGUGGCCACAGAGUCUGCCCUCGGUGCCCGGUGACUGCCCCCCCUCGUGGUUCCCUGCCCCCUCUCCCCAAGCUGACUGUACUCCCAUGUCCUUUGGGGGUUCAAGCACUGCAUCCCACGGGACUGUCAUCCCGGGGGAACCAUGGGCCCAGCCCAGAGGAGCCCAUCGAAGCCGAAAGGAAUUUUGAGAUUAUCCAAGCUCCUCUGUUCCCCACCCUGGAGCCUCCUGCCCCUUGUACCCAUGGGGAAACUGAGGCCCAAGCAGGGACUUGCCCAAGGUCACCCAGGAAACCCACGUGCUAGGCUUUCUACUUAUUGGCUGCCCAGCGCAGCAUAUCCACAGGAAACUCUGGGAGCCUCUGGGGAGGUGAUGAAGAAGGAGCAAGGGAAGAUUCCUCCACUCCCCCUCACCAGCACUGAACGCUGAGCACUUGCAUUUCACUGUGACAACCCCACAUGCCAGGCGGGAAGAAAGAACAUCGGGGAGUCUCAAGUACGACUUAGCUCAGAAGUGCGUGUGUUCUCACUGCCGUCAUUCCACCAUCAUGGUACCUAGCCACCCCUGCUUGGCCUCCCUGAGUCCCCAGGAAGGGGUGUUCCCAGUUUGCCUUGGCACGACUGGCUGGCCUGAACUCAGACGGUCCAACAGCUAGGAGCAUUGAGAGGCCAAGGCCCAAGAGGCCCCGGGGUGGCCUGGGGAAGAGGGGUUCCGCAGGCUGGAAGAAAGGCUCCAGGUGAGGAAGCAGCACCCCUCGAACUCCAAGAAAGGGCCCACCCUCAGGCUUCCCUCUCUCGGGCACAGCCCCUUGACGCCCCCCCCAAAAACCCACCCGCCUUCCUGCUUCCCCUUCACCUCUCUGAGGACAGCUGCAGCCCUUCCUCGCCUGGCCAGACCACCAGCUUCUCCUCUGCAAAAGUUUGUGCCUCUGAAAUGCUCUAUUGUGGUUGU
Messenger RNA from Ailuropoda melanoleuca (giant panda), 2164 nucleotides. It is a transcript of the gene RSPO4, whose product is annotated as R-spondin 4. The coding region runs from base 284 to 1015 and encodes 243 amino acids. Lineage: Eukaryota; Metazoa; Chordata; Mammalia; Carnivora; Ursidae. The transcript has 6 exons. The record is from RefSeq and is a predicted model, not a curated record.